UCUGGCAUUUAGUGCUCCUGAAUAUGAUUUAGAGCCCAGUGGCAGAAUGGAACAAUGAAAUAAAACUCUGUUGCAUUGUUUCCCGCGGCAUUUGUUGUGUCUACUCGAAUCUUCUCUCUCCCUGGUGAAGUUCGGAUCCUUGGCCAAUUCUUGUGGCUUGUAGAGCCGUGAGAACCACUUUGUUUCGGUUUUGAGAUGAAUGUCAAAUGAGACGCUGAUUCAGCUCGAAGAAGAAGAUGUCUGUUUCAGUUUCUGAGUUGCCUUCUUGAAUGAGCAGCUGUGAAGAUGCAUUUUAAAUAUUAUUUUCGGUAAACUUUUAAUUACAUGCAUUUACAAUAGCAUCUUCUAAGAAAAACAUAAACGAAAAAAAAUCCAAUACAAUCAUUCAACUGUGUGAUUAGAUUUAAAUCUGCAAGACCAAGUAGUUUUCGUAAAACAAUCUCGUCAAAGUCUAAAUGUACUAUUCUUUUCAGAUUUUUUUGCUAUGUUAGAUCUCAAACAGCAAUUUAGCCAAAACUAAUGCAUGUAAAGACUUCUGUUUCAAGUGUAUUCUUGUUAAGCGAUUUUAGCAGCUUAUUCAGAAAGACCUUUCUUCGUUCGUGAAACUUCUUUCAUGUGUGCGUAAGAUAUAUGAGCUAUUUAAGAGAUAAGCAAAAGCGCAUGAAUCACAAGAAAAGUUCAUAGCUGAUAAGAGGCGUAAAAGGUUUACUGCUGUACCGCACUUUGCUUGAAAAUUUACCAUAGUUUUUUCGCUCAGUUCUCUCGUGGACCUAAACAUCAAAUUGAUUAUUUCCAAGUAUAUUCCUGAAUUGUCUGAAUUUUAAGAGCGGAAACUACCAAACAUGUUUGACGUUUUUGAAUCACUGAAAAGCAUCACCAAAAUCGAUGGCGUCUGCAUCGACAACAAUAUAUUCCGGCUCCAUUACAAAUUCACCGUUCUGUGUCUCGUUGCCUUCAGCAUCCUAGUCACCUGUCGACAGUACUUCGGCGACCCCAUCGACUGCAUACAGAACGACGACAUCCCCGAGGACGUCCUGGAGACGUUCUGCUGGAUCCACACCACCUUCACCCUCCCCGACGCCUGGAACAAACGCGUGGGUAUCGAUGUGCCCCAUCCUGGUAUUGAUAAAUACACUGAAGGAGAAACCCGAAAGUACCACUCCUACUACCAGUGGGUCUGUUUCGUGCUGUUCCUGCAAGCGAUCUUCUUUUAUGUCCCGCGGUAUCUGUGGAAAACUUGGGAAGGAGGUAAAGUCAGGAAUUUACUUCUGGGAUUGAACUGUCCCAUAUUGAAGAAGGAGGACAAGGAGCAGGGUAAAGAGCUGCUUAUUGGAUACCUCAAGAACCACCUGUAUAACCAUUCCAAUUAUGUCCUUUGUUACACCAUCUGCGAGGUCCUGAAUCUCGUCAACGUCAUCGGGCAGAUAUAUCUCAUUGAUACCUUUCUUGGAGGAGAGUUUAGCAGGUUUGGAACAGAAGUCCUGCACUUCACGGGACUAGACCAGGAAUACAGGACGGAUCCCAUGGUCAGAGUAUUCCCCAGAAUGACCAAAUGCACCUUCCAUCGUUACGGCUCUUCUGGAGACGUCCAGAAACACGACGCUCUCUGCAUCCUGCCUCUAAACAUCCUGAACGAGAAGAUCUACAUCUUCCUCUGGUUCUGGUUCAUCACACUGGCAGUGUUGUCCGCCAUAGUGCUCGCUUAUCGCAUGUUGAUCAUCUUCUGGCCAGCCUCCAGGUUCCUGGCCCUCCGGUCCAGGUCCAGGAUCGUCGACAAGAAGGAUUUGCACGUGGUCCUCUCUCGCGCAAACCUCGGUGAUUGGUUUCUCUUGCAUCUGUUGUGCAAGAACUUGGAGCCGCUCAAUUUCAGAGACCUUAUCAAAGAUUUUGCUGCGGAAUUGAAAGAAGGUGAAAAGUUACUGGAGAAACGAUCACUGGACAACUAUAAGGCAUUUUAAACUUGUGGAUGAAUCUAUUGCGAAAAUGUUAAAUUGAAAGAUAUUGAAAAGAUAUGUUAGUCGAUACAUAAAAUACUCCAAGUGCUUUGACUCCUUGUCAGCUUGAGUUUCUUUUUGAAAAAUAUUUAUCAUCGUCUUAUAAUAUGCGAUACGAGUUGGGAAUCUAACGUCAUAGAUAAACUAUCUGAUUGUCUUUGAAAUACUUGAAUGAUUCCUUUUCGUAAGAAGCCAGUUGGCAAUUGAAAUGAACUCACGAUUACGACAGAAGAUUCAGCACAGAGAAAUUCUGAUUCAAUCAAAAUAAAAUUUUGCAUCAUGUUAUUUCACAUCAAAAUUCAAUUCAGUUUGAUAUUCUUUUAUUUCUUCUGAUAUUUAAUGAAAGAAAAACAGAAGAGCCAAGAAUCGAAAUGUAGUUAUAAUGUACGAUAUCCGUUUGAAACUUUACGUCAUCGACAAACACAUUUGAUUAAUAUUGGAAAGAUAAUGUCGUCGCAUUAAGCAAGUGAGAAUUUUAAACCAACUUACGAUUGCGACAGAAAACUACUAGCGAGAAAUAACUUAGAUUCAACCAACAUUUGACUUUUCACGAAAUGUUAUUCAAUAUCAAAGCGCAACUAAGUUAGAUUUUUUUUUCUUCUUUUGUUUCUGCUGAUAUUGACAAUGGAAAAAUAAAAGAGCCACGAAUAGAAAUGACUUUCCAAGAAAUUUUCUACGUGAAGCUUGACAAAGUGCUCUUUCAGUGCAAUUCAUUCCUGGUGACAUUUUGUGUUCAGUUUUGUGUGUGUGCAGAAGAUCGUGGUUUGAUGGAUUACACCAUUUGCAAACAUGACUCUGAACCAGACAUGCAAUAUGAACGUGAUUUGUUUCUUUCAACCAAAUAAAAUGUCUUCAGCUAUGCCAUUUUUAAGGAAAUGAUUCAGAUAUUUAACCAGUAUCUGAAUUCUUUCAAAGGUCUUGAGUGCGUAUUUUUCCUUUGUUUUCUCAUUCUGUUGGUCAUAACUAGAUUGAAAUGAAUC
This is a messenger RNA of Uloborus diversus, 2974 nucleotides long. Its product is annotated as innexin inx2-like. Gene Ontology annotation, biological process: phototransduction. The transcript has 2 exons. NCBI's taxonomy places the organism in Eukaryota, Metazoa, Arthropoda, Arachnida, Araneae, Uloboridae. Gene Ontology annotation, molecular function: gap junction channel activity. Gene Ontology annotation, cellular component: plasma membrane; gap junction. The coding region runs from base 843 to 1958 and encodes 371 amino acids. The record is from RefSeq and is a predicted model, not a curated record.